Penicillium olsonii is the source of this 1974-nucleotide messenger RNA. Lineage: Eukaryota; Fungi; Ascomycota; Eurotiomycetes; Eurotiales; Aspergillaceae. The record is from the annotation of a GenBank genome assembly.
AUGGCGUCCAUUCUGCUACGAUUUGAGAGUCGAAACGGCCAGUUUCGACUCACAGUCAGCCCGCAGGAACUUUUCCCUGCGCUCAACCAAAAGAUCUUGGAGCACCUCCCGCCGAACACGGAAGCUUCAUCUAUCGCCCUUUCAAAUAAACCGAUCGGCACAGGUGGCGAGGAGAGGCAAUUAGCAGAACUGCAAGGUGUUUCGCUACAGCAGGUUGGCCUGAAGCAUGGUGAUAAACUCUUUGUGGGGUACAAAGAACAGUCACAACAGAACGGAUCCUUGAACGGCACUCCAUCCACGACUUCAGAACACCGGCUCAAUGGCGCUCCCGUUCCCGCGCAACAAACAGUCCCGAUACGCACGCAGCCAGGCCCUUCCACCUCAAUGAAGAACCCGUGGGACUUGGUGAAACAAUCUCCGCUCGACAACUUGCUGGACAAGAAGGAUGGGAAAAUCAAGCGAGGAAUGGAUUACAAAAUGUGCAGACAUGGUCCACGAGGCAUGUGCGACUACUGCAUGCCGCUCGAGCCCUAUGAUAAGAACAACAUGGCAGAGAAGAAGAUCAAGCAUCUCUCUUUCCAUUCAUACUUGCGGAAGAUCAAUGCUGCUACCAACAAGCCUGAACUAGGAACCUCAUUCAUGCCGCCCCUCAACGAACCAUACUACCGAGUGAAACCCGACUGUCCUUCGGGCCAUUCCCCGUGGCCGGAGGGAAUCUGCACCAAGUGUCAACCAAGCGCGAUCAGUUUGCAACCCCAGGAAUUCCGCAUGGUGGAUCAUGUCGAGUUUGCCUCGCCCGAAUUGAUCAACUCUCUCCUCGACUUCUGGCGAAAAUCUGGAGCCCAGCGACUGGGAUUCUUAUAUGGAACAUACGAGGAAUAUACUGAAGUGCCGCUCGGUGUGAAGGCCGUUGUGCAGGCAAUCUACGAACCCCCACAAGUUGGGGAAGUUGACGGCAUCACACUUCAUGAUUGGCACAACGAAAAGGAAGUAGACGAGGUGGCCAGUUUCUGUGGACUGCAGAAGGUCGGUGUCAUCUAUACUGAUCUGCUUGACGCUGGUCGUGGCGACGGAUCUGUGGUAUGCAAGCGGCAUAUCGACUCUUACUUUUUGUCAUCCCUCGAAAUCGCCUUUUCUGCAAGGCUCCAAGCGCAGAACCCGAAGGCCACGAAAUGGAGUCGCUCAGGGCAAUUCGGCUCCGACUUUGUGACGUGUGUCCUCAGUGGCGAUGAUACCGGAGCGAUCUCCAUCAGCUCGUACCAAGCAUCGGUCUCUGCCGUUGAGAUGGUCAGGGGAGACAUCAUUGAACCGUCCGCUGACCCAACAGUGAUGUUGGUCCAAUCAGAGCAUGACGAAGACAUUGGCAGCAGGACUAGAUAUAUCCCCGAGGUCUUCUACCGGAGAAUUAACGAAUACGGCGCAAGCGUCCAGGAGAACGCGGAGCCAAGUUUCCCAGUCGACUUCUUGCUAGUUACCCUCACCCAUGGAUUCCCAACAGAGUCAAACCCGAUGUUCACCAACAGUCGAUUCCCAAUCGAGAACCGAGAAGUCAUCGGCGAGAGCCAAGAACUUCGACACGUCGCCCAGAAGCUCAUGUCCCACGGCGACACCGAUAAGGCCAUUCAGGCCGUUUCCGACUUCCACAUCCUGUGCUUCUUGCAUGGACUCAGCACAUUCAACAAGGACGAGGAAUCGCUACUUUGCCGCGUCGCGCAAACGAAGUCUCCGGCGGAUGGGAUUCAGCUUGUGAAUACCCCAGGAUGGGCGACAUUGAUGACAAUUCUUCAGGAGAGUGGUGAGCGCCCCCCUAAGCGCCCCUGGCCCACCCCGGCCCAGCCCCUUCGGUCGUCUUCGCCGGAUUCCCAAAUCCGCAAACGUCGCAACCCCCAACCCUCCACAUUACCCCGCUCCAUUUCUCCCAGUACCGAGAGUGAGCAUCUUGCUAAGAGGUUUAAGGGAGCUAGUCUAGAGUGA